This is a messenger RNA of Brassicogethes aeneus, 4001 nucleotides long. Lineage: Eukaryota; Metazoa; Arthropoda; Insecta; Coleoptera; Nitidulidae. The record is from the annotation of a GenBank genome assembly.
GAUAAGAUUAUUGAAAAUAUUGAGAAUACUUAUCUUAAAAUAGGUAUGCUAUUAAUUAGUAUUGGUAUUGUGUAAGUAACAAAAUGCAUGUUCAUUAACCAACCAAAUCUCAAAAAGUAAGAUGGUAAUAAUAUUUAAUGAAAACGAUGAUGAAUCUGUGAUAGAAAGUAGACAUGGGUCGGUGAUUUUUGACGAGAAAAAAUGGACUUUACCGGAAUUACUUAGUACUUUUUCUUCGCUAAAUUUGGAGGAUUUGUUUAAGGAAUACACAGAAAAAAUCGAUCAUGGUUAUUUUUCUUUGUUUUUAAUUUUAGAAACAGUAAUGAGUUUUUCUCAUUGCCUUAUAGUAAUAUUAAGUGUUUAUGAUCAAAAGGAGUAUUUAUUAAACGACUUACCGGACAUAGUUUUCUACUUCUGCACGUUUUUGGUAUCGGCGGUGGGAGUUUUAACCAUAGACACGAUAGUGCGUAAAACGAAAAGAUGGAAACUCUUUCAGCUUUUCUGGUUUUUCCUCGUGUUCACGCAAAACAUAUUCGUGCCGUUGUAUCACAACUAUUCCGCGACAGUGCCGAAGUUGAGGCCCACAUAUUCAUCCGUCCUCGUGAUUUCGUGCUACAUGUUUUUCAGUGUUUUUAGCAACAAAGUGGCGAUUUUAUGCGGGCUCUUGGUCUCGACUUCACACAUUUUGACCAUGUUUUUUACUACUUAUGUGGAUACUUCCAAAACGUGGGAAAGGAUUUUAUCAGAUGUCAUUUUUUCAACGUGCCUUAACGGACUGGGCAUUUAUUUUAGAAUAAUAAGUGAAAUAAUUAAAAGAAGAAGUUUUUUGGAUAGAAGGGAAUGCGUUGUUUCCACAAUGGAAUUCGAACACGAACAAAAACAACAAAAUAAACUUUUACUAAGCAUUAUUCCAGAAAGCAUACUAGAAAAAGUAAAAAAAUCCAACAUGGAAAGACAGUUGAAGAACGAUAAAAUAUUUUCCUUUAAUAACAAGUCGUUAGAAGAAUACAACAACGUUACAAUAUUAUUCGCUGACAUUGUCAACUACACAAAAAUGACAAAAAAAUUGGACAUCAAGGACCUGCUCAUCACUUUGAACGAACUUUUUUGCAGUUUUGACGAUUCAUCUGACAAACACAAAGUGACAAGAAUUAAGUUCUUGGGCGAUUGCUACUACUGCGUGGCAGGGUUGCCGCCAACACCAACGGAAAACCACGCCGACGCCUGCGUAGACCUCGGCCUGGACAUGAUACGCAUUAUAGCGGAUGUUAGGAGAAAGAGGGAGUUGGACGUAAACAUGAGGAUUGGCACUCAUUCCGGGUCGCUGAUUGGCGGGAUUAUCGGCGAGGUUAAGAUUCAGUUCGAUAUUUGGUCGGAUGAUGUUAAUUUGGCUAAUAUUAUGGAGACGGAGGGCGAGGCAGGAAAAGUUCAUAUAACCCAACAAACCAAAGAUCGGUUGAAGAAAAAGUAUAACAUAGAAAAAACAAAUAAAAGGGAAGAAGAGGCGUUUUUUAGAGAACGAAAUUUAAAUACGUACCUUGUAUCUCCAGAGGAACCUUCAAACUCAGAGUCAACGAUUUUUUUGCACGAGUUGCAGAAAAUGCAGGAAAUUACAGAAGAUGAGGAGACUCAGGAACCAGAAAAUGAUCCAGUAAAACGACUCACUCUUAUUGAGUUAAAUAAUUUAAACAUUUCUACGGAAAUUUUAAAGAAUUCUUCCCCUAUACAACAACAAUUUAACAUACCAAAAUCGCAAGAGGAAUUCUGCACCCCUCCGUCCACCCUUCGCCGCCAAUCAGCCUUCAUAAAACGCAACGAACGCGCCCGACCGAAGCUCUCAGGUCCCCUUCAAACGGUGGAGGAACCCGCCGCCGACAUCGCCGCCGCCAGAACGUCGCACAAGGAUCUGGGGGCGGUGCGCAGGAUGACGCUGACGCCGCGACGCAGGACGGUGAGCGUCGGCACGGGCAGCAACAGGCCGAGCACCUCGGAAAGGAGGACGGCCUUUUUUGCUUACAACAAGAAGAGGUUCGACGAGAGACAGAUGGCGGUCAAUGAGAGGAUGAAGGGUCAGAUUGCUAAGAUGUCUUUUUCAAAAUACGAGCAAUUUAUUAAAAACAAAGAAGUAAAUGGCUUAAUGUUUUUUCCAAAUAAAACAGACGAAAUAAAUUAUAUUAAACAAAUGGAUCCCCUAUUUAAAUACUACGUAAUCAGUGAAUUAAUGGUACUGAUAUGCGUUUACAUAAUACAAAACUUAACACUAGAAAGUUGGGAUUUUUCCGGGUGGUCGUUCUAUUUAGGGGUUGCCAUAAUUUUGGCGAUUUUGACGCCACUGACCUGGACAAACUAUCUAUGGAACACAUAUGUGGAGACUUUACCACCAACCAAUAGAUUUAUUAAAAUGUUGUACAAUUCUUCUCAGUUUAUUGUAAAAAAUUUCUGGGCCAGACACGGAAUUUAUAUAUUAACCAGUUUGGUUUUUGGUUAUUGUGUUCUAUCAGAUGUUGUUAGUUGUAGAAAAGAAGAUGAAUUUGUAGAAAGAAAACAUAGUUUAUUUAAACUUUUUCUUUUAAAAACUUUAGAUGAUACUCCUUUGAAUAUACAGUGUACUAUACCUUGGCAUAUGACUGAAACUUGUGGAUUAGCCAUAAUUAUGACAUUUAUAUUUUUAAGAAUAUUUAUUUGGAUAAAAUUCGCUGUAGGAAUAAUUAUUUUGACAAUUUAUGCUUACUGCGUGUUUUCAUUUAGCGAGCAGUUUUAUAAGAAUAACGAAACCUUUAACAAUAACUUGAAACCUCAAACCGCCCAUGUGUUGGUUUUGAUUUUCUUGCUGUUCACCUUGCACCUGAUAGAUAGGCAAACGGACUACAUGAACAGGCAGGACUUUUUGUGGAAUAAAAAGUUGAGGCGUCAGCAAAAAAGGGCCAACGACGUGCAAGCUGUCAACAAAAGUAUUCUGCUCAACAUUUUGCCCGAGCAUGUAGCAACGUUGUAUUUGGACGUUAAAAAAGAAGAGACACUUUAUGCUGAAUUUAAUCAGAAAGUUGCUGUAAUGUUUGCGACCAUUUUAUACGAAAAGGUUGACGGGAAUUCCGAAAGUAACUUUCUAAACCUAAUGAAUCACUACAUCUCUGAAUUUGACAAAUUGACUCUUCGGCCAGAAUUCAACAAAAACAUCGAAAAAAUCAAGAUUGCCAAGUGGACUUACAUGGUCGCAUGCGGAUUGGUCGACGACAGCAUAGAAACGCACUCUUCGCAACACGUUGAACCAAUCACAACCCUCAUACGGUUCGCAUGCGCGAUGAUGAAAAAGUUGAGGGAGUCCAACGAGCAGCAAUCGCAGGACUUCAAACUGAGGAUAGGGAUAAGUCACGGCCUGGUGGCCUCUGGAGUGGUCGGAUCAAAAAAACCACUUUACGACAUUUGGGGCGAUCCAGUGAACAUGGCCUCCCGUAUGGACACUACAGGGUGUCCGAACAAAAUUCAGGUUUUGGAGGAGACUGCGUUGGCGAUACAAAAGGAGGGUUUCAAGUGCGACUUCCGCGGUGCCGUCAAGGUUAAAGGUUUCGAGGGCAACAGCAUGGUGGAUACUUAUUUUGUGUCCAUGGACGAUGACUAUAAUUUGAUAAAUAUUGGAAGGAAAGAUAGUGCGUGGGAACAGGUUAAAACAUCGAUGACGCAGUUCAUGAUGGCCUCGCGAUGCCCGUCGCCAAUGAAAACGGCGUACUUCACCUCGUCCAAUAGCGUGGCGUACGCGUCGACGCACACCAUGACGACCCCGCGUUCCUCGUCCAUUCGGAUGAGCUCGGCGCACUUCGGCACGAACAUCUGCAGCGCCUUGAGCAGGAAGUCUUUCGUCUGAGGCGUGUCGAUUUUGUGCAGGGUGACGCAGAAUUGCAAAAGAGCUUCCACGGAAGCUUUACGUAUGUCGUCUUGAGGAUAGUUUAUAAGUUUGAAGAUUUCCUCGAAGGAUUUUUCGAUGUAAGGUAGGAAAGCGGCCC